This is a messenger RNA of Orbicella faveolata, 2333 nucleotides long. Its product is annotated as neuronal acetylcholine receptor subunit alpha-7-like. Gene Ontology annotation, cellular component: postsynaptic membrane. Gene Ontology annotation, biological process: monoatomic ion transmembrane transport. Lineage: Eukaryota; Metazoa; Cnidaria; Anthozoa; Scleractinia; Merulinidae. The record is from RefSeq and is a predicted model, not a curated record. Gene Ontology annotation, molecular function: transmembrane signaling receptor activity; acetylcholine-gated monoatomic cation-selective channel activity.
UUGACCCUUGAUAGUACACUGACGCGUCGGCAAGAUAUGGGCUGACAUCAACUUGAAACCGAACUCUUGUACAUAUUUCAUAUUUCGAGGCUUGCUUGCAUAGAUAUCGUGAGAGCAACAGCGCCUGAGCUCCAGAGUUACUGAAGUCUGAAGCACAUAUUCCGCCCGCCUCGAGGAUGAAAACGCUCAAACACGAAAUCUUGAAGGGCACGUUUUUGAGCUUUCUGUAUUUGACAACCGUGACAUCUUCUAAUACAGAAAUCGAUGGCAAGAGGAAUCAGUCGCAAAGCCAGGCCGCUAGGUUGAGACGUGACCUAUUCCGCACUGACUACGAUCCUGAGCUGAGGCCUGUUGUGAACAUGAGCGAUAAAGUUACUGUAAAGCUUGGAAUCUCUUUACAUCAACUUAUCAAUGUGGACGAAAAAAAUCAGUUGAUGCAAGUCAGUCUUUGGAUUCGUCAGACCUGGUUCAAUCCAUUCUUGACUUGGAACCAAUCGGAAUAUGGAGGAAUUAGUCAAAUAAAUAUCAGACCAAGUAAAGUGUGGAUACCAGAUAUCUUUCUAUAUAACAAUGCUGACGCGACCCAGGAUGGCGCACUGGAUCGAUUCAAAACCAAAAUAGUACUCAGUUCCAACGGACGGAACAUGUGGCUCGGCCCAGUUCUCUACACUUUCUCUUGCAAGAUAAAUGUUGACUUUUUCCCUUUUGAUGAACAGUUCUGUUCGAUGAAGUUCGGUUCGUGGACAUAUGAUGGUUACCGAUUGGACGUUGUAUUGGAAGCACAGGAAGGUGACACUAAGAAGUACGUUAACAAUGGAGAGUGGGAUUUGAUUGGUAUCCCUGCGCAAAGAAAUGAGAUCAUUUACGUAUGCUGUCCCGAGCCUUACCCGGAUGUGACGUACACAGUCCAUAUAAGGAGGCGUACCAAGUAUUAUUACGUCAACCUUAUAAUUCCAUGCGUGCUGAUAACAUCUCUGACGCUGCUGUCGUUCUUCCUCCCCCCUGACUCGGGUGAACGCAUCACACUGGUGAUCACCAGCCUCCUGGCCAUGACUGUGUUUAUGUUGAUCGUGGCGGAGAUCAUGCCUGCCACUUCUGAAGUUGUUCCGCUUAUAAGCAUUUACUACACAGGUAUCAUGUUUGAGGUGGGACUUGCUUUGGUUGCAACGUGCCUGGUCCUUAAAUGCUAUUACAACAAUCCUUCAGUGUCGGAGAUACCUGUGUGGGUGAGAACCAUUGUCUUGAACUGGCUGGCAAAACUUGUGCGUGUCAAAGUUCCGCCAGGUCUUGUCAAAGUCAUUAACAAACACUUCAAGGAGAAAGCUGAAGCCCGGGAGGAGAUUGAGCACGAGCGGCGUAAUUCUAUCCUCCCACAAUCAAUCUUGAACGUUAACCAGGAUAGAUGUAAAAAAAGUAGCGUUAUUUCCAUGGGACGAAACCGUGCUAUGAACAGUAUAUCUGAGAGACGCUUCAGUUGUGGAUCAGAAGAUAUGUCAACUCUUGGUCUUCCGCAGUUAUUUAACACACGCGCAAACAGUCAGAAUUCCAUUAACGAAGAACAGCCUAUCAGAGAAGCUCCUCCGCCUAAUGUCCCACUGUCCUUUGAGGCAUCCAUGAAGGAAAUGCUUUUAAAGCAAGACAAUUUGUUGAGGAACGUGCGAAGGCUGGUGCAUGUCGCGAGAGAAAAUGAAGAAAAUGAGAUUAAGAGGGAGGAGUGGAAAAUGGUCGCCUCUGUCAUCGAUGCUUGCUUCUUUUGGUUGUUUAUGGUAACUCUAAUUGUAUCCUCCCUAGUCAUUUUUCUACAAGCUCCAAAUUAUAACGAUAAAGAUGUGUGACUUAGAUUGAUAGCAAUAGUUAAUAGCACCAUGCUUAGUGGCCAGGAAAGUAGUUUGUAUUUCGUGUAACACUAGUAGAGGUAGAGCCAACUUUUCAUUGGAAACAUUUGACGGUUUUUGAGAAAGGAUGUUUAGGUUCAUAACUAAUUUUGACUUAAUUGACUCAAAGUAUCUACAGGCAGUCGCCACUUGUCACCUAUUCAAAUCCAUCAGUGCUUACUGUAUAAAGACAUGUUUGUCGCUAGAGGAAGUAUUCGUUGUAUAGGACUUUGGUCGGUGCAAAUAGUUUGUACUUCAUGAGUCACAGAAAUUGGACUACCUUUCACCUUAAAAUGUUUUACAGAUGCAACGAAUAGUUUUAGCCGCUAGCAGGACAUAACGUCUUUAAUAAAUUUAUUCACUGACAAAACAUAAUUUCUGAAUAUAAUUUGACAAUUCCAAUAUACAUGAAAUAUUGCAAUGCCUCCAUUGCAAUAUUUUAAAAAAAACGUUUAUGAA